AUGGCGGCGCCGCGGAGCGAGCGCGCGCGGUUGUUGACGUCGACGGGGGAUGAUGGAAAGGAUCGAUGCGAUGACCUCGAGCGCGGCGCGCGCGUGGACGACGGCGCGCGAACGACGGCGGCGCGACGGACGGGAUGGGCGAAGACGAGCGCGGUGUGCGCGCUGGUGAUCGGUGCGGUCGGGGCGUGCGCGGUGGCGGUGUCGAUUGGGUCGACGACGGAGGCGGACGGGGGGCGAUUCGCGCAGACGGCGGCGCUGGGCGAGAACCGGUUCGCGUCGGGGGGGCGAACGAGACCGGUGUGCUCGCGAGAACAUCCGGGGUACUCGGCGCCGUACGUUGGGUUGUACGAGAACAUCGGUGAGUGGCCGGAGUCGUAUCUGCGUUGGGACUUGAAGUGCGCGGAGAAGCGCAAGGGCGAAGCCGAGCUCGGGAAGCUCUACGUCCCGACGAAGAAUUAUCGACGACCGAAUCAAAAGGAGAUCAACGAAUUCAUGCGGGCGUGGAGCGCGUCAUUCGGGAGAGCGUAUGAGGUUCCGCCGAACGGGAAGAAGAAGGGCAUCGAGAUCAAGGAUUCGAGCCCGAUGGUGUACGACUUCGUGCACGUGCCGAAGGCUGGCGGGACGUACUUCACCGAGUUGAUGAUCAGGGCGAACGACGCGAUCGGAGAGAAGCACGGGUAUCCGUACAAACUGCGAGACGCACCUUUUUCGAAUUUCGUCACUCUACCUCUGAUCGACGCGACGCAACAAAACGCGCACGCGACGCUGGAUGCGUUUAAGAAGGGACAACCCGAGCAAUACUUUAGCAAGAAGGGCCUGCAGGAGAAGUACGACAAAGGGCAACGGAUGUUCGUCAAAGGGCAGUUCGGGAUGGGGAUGUGCGAUGCAGUCGAGGCGCCGUGCAUGUACUUCACCGUUCUGCGGGAUCCGGUCGAAAGGUAUCUGAGCCAUUACAAGUACUCGUGCCUCGCCGGCGCCGAGGGCAAGGCGCAGUGGACCGAGGAGUGGAUCAAGCUCGGAAACUGCCCGCUCGAUCCCAUCGAGUUCAUGACGCACCUCGGGAUCAACUUGGAUUGGACCGUGGAACUCGCCCCGGGGGCCAAGAACGGAGAUCUGCAUCGUACCGCGGACGUGGCAAAGCAAAACCUCGACAGCAAGUGCAUGCGGUACCUGAUCACCGAGCACUACGCCGACGGUUUGCAAAAGGUUACGAAAUCCUUUCCGGAUUUCUCAGACGCAGUUCGACGGCUUCACCUCGCGAAUGGGAACGCAGAAAACAAGGCUAAAAAGCUCCCGCCGCCCGCGCAAGAGCGUUUCGACGCGUACAUGAAGAAUGCGACCAUCAUGAAGGCGAUCCGCGAGCGACACGCCUUGAUGCAGGGCGUGUACGACCACGCGCUCAAAAACUAUGAGGCCAACUGGAAUCGUCCGAUAGUCCCGUGCUAG
Messenger RNA from Ostreococcus tauri, 1446 nucleotides. Its product is annotated as Sulfotransferase. The coding region runs from base 1 to 1446 and encodes 481 amino acids. The record is from RefSeq and is a predicted model, not a curated record. Gene Ontology annotation, molecular function: sulfotransferase activity. The transcript has a single exon. Gene Ontology annotation, cellular component: membrane. NCBI's taxonomy places the organism in Eukaryota, Viridiplantae, Chlorophyta, Mamiellophyceae, Mamiellales, Bathycoccaceae.